AACGAUGGCUGUGGGUAAUGGCUUUGAGCGUAGACCCCUUAGAAGACGUAGGCUUAGACUUGAAAAUAGGCUUUAGUUUUAUUUUACAGGUGGAUGUCAAAUAUCUGCCCAAGUUUGUUUGUCAGCACUGUGUUUGUUGUGGAUAAUGCAAGAGUAGAGCGGCUAGGAGGAAGCGAGGAAGAGAGGAACACUAGCGCCGCAGUCAGCAUGCGGCGGCGCGGAGGAGAGGCGGCGUGGCGGCUGCUCGCGGGGCUGUGGUUGUGUUGGCUGCCGUGGCGAGGCGCGCAUGUGCGGGCGGACAGGUGCGAGCGCCUCGUGCUGCCCCUGUGCCAGGACAUCGGCUACAACCUCACCGCCAUGCCCAACCUCAUGGGCCAGGACGACCAGAUACACGCCGACAGGGCGAUGCAGGCGUAUCUGCCACUGGUGCACUACAACUGCUCGUCCCAGCUGAGGCUGUUCCUGUGCUCGCUGUUCGCGCCGCUCUGCACGGAGCAGCUCCUGGGUCCCGUGCCGCCCUGCCGGUCCCUCUGCGACCAGGUGCAAGCGGACUGCCAGCCCGUGACGGAGUCCUUGGAGCUGCCGUGGCCGGCGCUGCUGAACUGCUCGCGCCUCCCGGACGACGCGGCGCUGUGCGUGGGCCCGCCCCGGGACGACGAGGUGCCGGCGCCCCGGUGGGGCCCGGCGCAGUGCCCCCCGGACUUCGCGCGGGCCCGCGGCACUCUCGCCUCGGCCGCCACGUGCAGCCCGCGCUGCGGCCGCGACGCCUACUACCGCGCCGACGACAAGCGCUUCGCCCAGCGCUGGAUGCUGGGCUGGGCCUGGCUGUGCUUCCUGUCCACGCUCUUCUCGCUGCUCACCUUCUGCGUGGAGCCGCGCCGGUUCCGGUACCCGGAGAGACCGGUGGUGUUCCUGGCGCUGAGCUACAACCUGCUGUCGCUGAGCCACAUAGUGCGCGGGGCGCUGGGCGCGGAGGCCAUCAGCUGCGUCUCCCCGUCGGACGGGGGCGCGCCGUACGUGGCGGUGGACGGCCUCGAGAGCGGCGCCUGCACGCUGGCCUUCCUCGCGCUCUACUACUUCACCACCGCGUCGGGCGCCUGGUGGUGCGUGCUGGCGGCGUGCUGGUACCUCUCGGCCGCCAAGAAGUGGUCGUGCGAGGCCCUGCACGCAGUCGCCCCCUACCUGCACCUGGCCGCCUGGCUGGGCCCCGCGCUGCUGGGGGUGGCAGCCCUGGCGCUGCACCGCGUCGCCGGCGACGAGCUCACCGGGCUGUGCCAGGUGGCCGAGGACGCUGCCGUGCCGCUGCUCGUCGUGCCGCAGGGCGCGCUGCUGGCGCUGGGCGCCGCCUUCGCCGCGCUGGCCGCCGCCUCCCUCGUCCAGGUGCGACAGACGAUGCGCGCGGCCGGGCGCAGCACGGAGAAGCUGGAGCGGCUGAUGACGCGGCUGGGCGUGUUCGCGGCCCUGUACGUGCUGCCCGCCGCCGGCUCCCUGGCGUGCCUGCUCUACGAGGCGUGGCACCGGCCGCGCUGGCGCAGCCUCGCGCUGCUGGCCGCCCUCGACUGCCGCGUGGAGCCGGGCUGUGCCCCCGGGCCCUCGUACCGCGCCGCCGGCGUGGAGGUGGCCCUGCUGCGCCUCUUCCUGUCCCUCGUGGUGGGCGUUACCUCCGGCAUGUGGGUGUGGUCGGGCAAGACCUGCCGCGCCUGGAGCCGCCUCUUCGCCGCGCCCCGCAAGCAGAGGAUCCCGCCGGCCACGCUGCACGCGUCCCAGGUGUAGCGCUAGUGUCGCUCACUGCCACGUGGCGCUGGAGAGACCUGCGCCCCGCAAGCAGAGGAUCCCCCCGGCCACGCUGCACGCGUCCCAGGUGUAGCGCUAGUGUCACUCACUGCCACGUGGCGCUGGCUAGACCUGCGCCCCACAAGCAGAGGAUCCCCUCGGCCACGCUGCACGCGUCCCAGGUGUAGCACUAGUGUCACUCACUGCCACGUGGCGCUGGAGAGACCUGCGCCCCGCAAGCAGAGGAUCCCACCGGCCACACUGCACGCGUCCCAGGUGUAGCGCUAGUGUCACUCACUGCCACGUGGCGCUGGCUAGACCUGCGCCCCACAAGCAGAGGAUCCCCUCGGCCACGCUGCACGCGUCCCAGGUGUAGCACUAGUGUCACUCACUGCCACGUGGCGCUGGCUAGACCUGCGCCCCGCAAGCAGAGGAUCCCACCGGCCACACUGCACGCGUCCCAGGUGUAGCACUAGUGUCACUCACUGCCACGUGGCGCUGGCUAGACCUGCGCCCCACAAGCAGAGGAUCCCCUCGGCCACGCUGCACGCGUCCCAGGUGUAGCACUAGUGUCACUCACUGCCACGUGGCGCUGGAGAGACCUGCGCCCCGCAAGCAGAGGAUCCCACCGGCCACACUGCACGCGUCCCAGGUGUAGAGCUAGUGUCACUCACUGCCACGUGGCGCUGGCUAGACCUGCGCCCCGCAAGCAGAGGAUCCCCCCAGCCACGCUGCACGCGUCCCAGGUGUAGCGCUAGUGUCGCUCACUGCCACGUGGCGCUGGCGAGACCUGCGUCCAGGAAGAGAUGCUAUCCCUCACGCUGCACAGAUUACACCCUCUGGCAGGGCCUGGGCUGAUGUAGCUUGUUGCUGUGCACAUUUUUUGUACCGUCAUGCGAUAGGCCGCGAAUGGUAUCUGUCCCCACCUUUAUGCAACAUUUACCUCUCACGAGCUAUGGUGUGUGAAUAUGUUUUAGAGUUGUGAAAAAUACUAGACUGAUAAUGAAAUAUGACACUCAGUAUAGCCUUGAGGAGUAUGUGAAAUUUUCAUUGAACAUUUUGCGAAUGUCACAUGUUAUGUUGCGCGGCCCUACUUGUGAUUCUUGAUCAUUUUUUUUACAUAGUCAUUUUAUGUAGCUUUAGUUUAUGUUGUAACAUAAAGUAGAGAGGUUGAAUUUAAUUUAAACAUCAGUUAUUUCAUCUUUACCAAGGCAAAUUUGACUUAUGACAAUUGUAAAUAGUUAAUUACUGAUUAGCCUUGUUCAGACUGUACAUAAAUGUGGCCGUAGUUUUGUGUGACAUAUAUACUUUUUGAGAACUUUAGGAGGGGGAGAAAAGAAAUGGAAAAAAACUAAAAUAAUGUGACGUGAAAGUUAAACUUUUGCAAGACUUUCAGUGCCAUUGAGUUUUAACAUUUUGUUUGGGGUUGUACACAGACUUGAAGUUUAAGGUACUUGAGCAAUAAUUUUCUGCUCAUAAACACAAGAUCCGAAGUGUAACUUAGUAAUUGGUAUAAGAAAUUUUGUUUAUUUGUUUUGUUUUCUAGGAAGUCUUGAAGUAGUAAGAGAGGCCACUCAGUUGCAUUUGUGACACUUUUCUUUUAGCAAUAACUACAUGAAUUUUUUUUAUUUGUAACAAAUGUAAUUAAUUUUUUUCAAAAAGCUAGUUCUCUUCCCUUUUUCUUACAUUUUUUUUUGCCCUCUGUACAGGUUUUCAUUUAGCAUUUAAUUGUUUUUAAAAAUAAGGCAGAUGUGGGGAAAUGCCAUUGGCUAGUUAAAUUAAAAAAAAGGCCUUUUACUUCAUGAAUACAGUUUUUCAUUUUUUUUUUGUUUGAUUCUUUUCUUUACUGACACUUCAGUAAUCACUGUGAUAAGUGAUAUGGUUUGAUGUUGUCAUAGCAUUGAGAUACUUAACUACUGCAUGUUCUUUGAAACAAUGUACCUAACAAUAUUUUCCAAUGCUGUUUUUGUACUUUGCAGGAAGCUUUGUUAUUUUGACUGAUGUAAACAACUGUGUAAAUAAAUUUUUCUGUAUUUUUUUUAUAAA
This is a messenger RNA of Bacillus rossius redtenbacheri, 3819 nucleotides long. RefSeq names its product frizzled-10-like. Lineage: Eukaryota; Metazoa; Arthropoda; Insecta; Phasmatodea; Bacillidae. The transcript has 7 exons. The coding region runs from base 94 to 1773 and encodes 559 amino acids. Gene Ontology annotation, biological process: canonical Wnt signaling pathway; non-canonical Wnt signaling pathway. Gene Ontology annotation, cellular component: plasma membrane. Gene Ontology annotation, molecular function: Wnt-protein binding; Wnt receptor activity. The record is from RefSeq and is a predicted model, not a curated record.